AUGGUUUCGAGAGGGGAAAACGAGCUAAAAGAAGAGAAUGCCAGUUUGAGAAGCAAGAUCAAUAAGCUUCAGAUUUUCUCUGAAACUCAAGCAGACAAGAUGAGGAAGCUUGAAAGAAAGCUUGAGGAAAACAAAAUUAAAGAAGAAAAAGAAGCGCAGGAUUUGGAAGCAAUGGUGCAGCACGUGGAACAAAAUCUCCAGCUGAUGACUAAACGGGCUGUGAAAGCAGAAAACAGUGCUACAAAACUGAAACAGGCAAACGCGUUACUUCAGGUUCAGCUGCAGAACUGCAGGACGGAGAAUGAAGCCUUGAGGUCGGGCCAGUCGGCGAGUCUGGCCGCCGUGAAACAGAACGCAGACGUUGCCUUACAGAACCUUCUCACGGUCAUCACGAACUCCCGGUCCUCAAUAAAGCAGCUGGUCUCCGGGGCGGAAUCGCUGCAGCUGGUCGCUGAUCUCCUGAAAUCGAUAGACAGCAUUUCUGAAGUGUCACAAGAUGGACAGUGACACUGCGAAACGGACUCGAAUGGAGAACGGUGCUUUCACGCACAAACCGUUACUAAAAAGUCAGUUUCUGA
Pygoscelis adeliae (Adelie penguin) is the source of this 578-nucleotide messenger RNA. It is a transcript of the gene ENTR1, whose product is annotated as serologically defined colon cancer antigen 3. Bases 1 to 507 code for a protein of 168 amino acids. Gene Ontology annotation, cellular component: midbody; ciliary basal body; centrosome. The transcript has 6 exons. NCBI's taxonomy places the organism in Eukaryota, Metazoa, Chordata, Aves, Sphenisciformes, Spheniscidae. Gene Ontology annotation, biological process: regulation of cytokinesis; positive regulation of protein localization to cilium; positive regulation of cilium assembly. The record is from RefSeq and is a predicted model, not a curated record.